Molecule: messenger RNA, 3948 nt
Organism: Cyprinodon tularosa
Lineage: Eukaryota; Metazoa; Chordata; Actinopteri; Cyprinodontiformes; Cyprinodontidae
Gene: cdx1a
Product: caudal type homeobox 1a
Exons: 3
Coding region: 123-812 (229 amino acids)
Biological process (GO): animal organ morphogenesis; regulation of transcription by RNA polymerase II; embryo development
Cellular component (GO): nucleus
Molecular function (GO): RNA polymerase II transcription regulatory region sequence-specific DNA binding; DNA-binding transcription factor activity, RNA polymerase II-specific
Source: RefSeq, a predicted model, not a curated record
ACCGCUCAGGUGCAGUUAUAGCACCGAACUCUUAACUGCUGGAAACAAACACAGCAGCCGAACAUGCGCCAAGGGGCCUGAUCCACCUGAGAUCAAACCUAACCUGUCAUCCAUUCUCCGGCAUGUACCCCAACUACCAGCCGGGGAGACACCCGGCUCAGACCCUCACCCUGAACGGCCAGUACCUUCCGCCUGCUUAUGAUUUCUCCGGUUACCAUCACAGCGUGUCGGGGGUCACCGACCCAUCAACGACCACCUGGAACCCUGUUUAUACUCCCCGCGAGGAGAACCCCUACAGCUUCCCGGGUUCGAGCCCCAGCGCGGGGCAGGUGAGCUACACCUCCCCGGAGCUGAGCAACGCCCCCUCAGCCGCAGGAGGAGAGGGGUCCCUCACUCCCUACAGCUUCAUCCCAGGACAGGACCCCUUCAGCUUCCGGAGGAGACCACCUGAGCCCAUCAGGCAGACAUUUUCAGUUGGAAAGACACGGACGAAGGACAAGUACAGGGUUGUGUACACCGAUCACCAACGGCUGGAGCUGGAGAAGGAGUUCCAGUGCAACCGCUACAUCACCAUGAGGAGGAAGUCUGACCUGUCAGUUUCUCUAGGACUCUCUGAGAGACAGGUGAAGAUCUGGUUUCAAAACAGACGUGCGAAAGAGAGAAAGAUCAACAGGAAGAAGCUGCAACAUUCCCAACAGGCCUCCACAACGACGCCCACCCCACCUGCUCUCGGUGUACUCACUGAAUCCCAAGUUACCAGCAGCCCCGGCACCAGCAACAUACUGUCGGACAUAAAAUCAGAGGAGUACUAGCUGGAUUCCUGAUCCAAGACAGACAGCAUAUCCUAAAUGUAAAUAGUUUCUGUUUUUAUUUGUUCAACAAAGAAUAAUUAACCAUUCACAUCACUGAUGCCACUAAUCCAGUUUUCUGUUUUUUAUUGUGAAGCUACACAUGUUGCGCCAAUCAUUUCUACAGGGUGCAUUAAAAAUAUUUAGCUUUUUAUUUACCAGCAUAGCCUAUUAUCAGAUCAACACAGUAGCAAUUUACAUGUUUAAUGUUUAUAGCGCAGUACAAAAAGUAUUUGCACCCUAACAGGUUUCUGCAGGGUUUUUAAUUAGCUAAUGACAUUUACAGCUACAGGUCAUCAAAAUUUAUUGGUAACAGGUGAGGUUAGCGUGAAGCUUCUUUUCUAAUUUUUUGGAACAGCACUUUUAUUUAUUAAGGAAAAGAGGUAAAUGAACCAACCCGCUUCUAGGUGAAAAAAAUAACCGAAAUAAACCAGACAUUUGCCUCACAUUCACUAGCCACACACUGGCCUGUUUAUUGCUAGACCUGUAGAAAUAAGAACUCACUCAAAUAGAAACUAAAGAAUGUUAAGUCAUCAGUUUGGGAUCUUAAGACAAAUGCACUUAGAAACUGUAGCAGUGUAAUAACUAAAAUAAAAUCACACCUGUAAGUCUAAAAAUUUAAAAGUAGAAAAAAACCAGACAAAAUAAUGCUUUUGAGGGUCUAGUACACAUCUAUGCAGUGAAAUGAUCUUAAAACAGACCUGUCAUGUUGAAAAACCACCCAGUAUGACUUUAAUUAAAUAGUCCUGCAUAAAAAAGUGACACAAACUUAAUCCUGAGAAGGAAAAGCCUCCUUCCCACUUAUCAGGAAUAAUUGAUAGCGGUUGUUGACAAGGCUUGCACAGUCAUUAGGUUUAAGGUCAGAUAGUGUAAGGAUAUUUUUUACCCUAAUAAAUAAAAAAUGUCAAUAUUAUUACAAUUAUUAUUAUGUUUUGUACAUACUCAGGUUAUAUUUCAUGUGGUGGAAUGUUGAAGUUUCACAAGAAAGCAAAACGAAAAAGGCCAAUCUGUACCAACAAAUAUUUCUUCACAACACUGUAUUUGUUAACCAGUUAACCAGCAUUGGAAAAACCCUUUCACAGGCCUCUUUUUAAAGAACAAAAUAUUAAUUAAGUUAAUUAUUAUUUUAAGUUUGGUCUUCUGUUGUUAAAUAUAUCUUGCAUUAAGAAGUUAUUUGUUCUUCUUUUUUUACCAGAUACCGACAUGGCAACUGCUGUGCUGGGUGCUUAUAGGUAGCAAAAAUGCAAAUGAAGUUCAAAAAUAGAUUUGAUAUGACAUUUUGUGGAAGUUCUGCUGUUUCGGUUUAUAGGAAACGGAAACAACAAAGCAGACAGGAACAUGGAGAGAGAGAGAGAGAAAAAAAGAAAAGUGAACUAAAGUUUUCUGAGGUGUGAAAAAAUUUUUAAUAUUGAAGCAUGAGAGAUUGAAGGGAAAUUUUUAUCUUUAUAAAGUGGCUUUAUUCAGACCUUUUCACAAAAAAAAAAAAGUUUUCAGGAAGUACAGUUGUAAAAAUUAGGAAACUAGAAAUUAAGAUGGCGGUGUUUAGCCACAUCCUGAAAGACAGAUGCAAGAUUGCUCAACCACACAUCAUGUGAUUUUCAGUCACUGUAGCUCUAAACAAAGAGUUUCAGUUGUAUGUCCUUAAAGCUUAAAAUUAAGCUAAUAUUUUAAAGAAUACAUGCAUGAAAAAAAAAGACAGAGUUUAAGUUAUCAAUUCCUGGACUAACUUUAUCUCAGCUAAAGAACUGGCUUGCUUGAGGCACAAAAAUUGGCACUGGACUUUGUUUUAUGGUGGGGUAACUAUGGCAUGGCACGGCAGGGUCAUAUGAGAGUGCCAUGACAAUCAUAAUCUCUUGACAUUUAUGGAAAACAAAUCUUUCAUUACAUCUUAAACAAUCAUACAAUGGUUGAUACUCUCUGAAAAUACAGAAUUUGAACAUUUGCAGAGAACCACACUAUCUGGUUCCUGUUCUUAAACUGGACGAAGUUGAAGUCUUUAUUUGAGCAACAGGAAAAGAUAUUAGAUGGCAGUUUAAGGAGAAUACAACUGUCUUCAAUCAUAAACCUACUUUAUGGUCCUGUAAGUCAGCUGAAUGAUUGUUAACCUUUAACCUUGGACUAUAAAACUUAACAUAUCCUGUCGUUGAUUAAACAGACAGAAAGUGAAAGCCCAAACUUCUCUGGAAAAAUCGGACCACAAGAUCAUAGUAUCACUAAAAAUCAUCAAACACCUGAACAAUCUUAAUAAAUAUACCCUAUUUAAUGGUUUUUAAACUUGCAAUAUAUACUAAAGAAAAAAGAAUUGCCUAAUGAUAUAAUCAUUUUCAUUUAUAUUGUUAAGAAAUUAUUUAGGAAUAAAAUAAAUAUCAUCCAAAAGUUUAAAACUGCUGAAAAGAUCAGGUUGCCUUUAAAUGUGAUUGAAUUUAGUUGCUAGUAGAAAGCAAAACUAAAACAAAGCAGUGAACAUUUGCCAAAGGGAGGGACAUGUAUUUGGAGUUUAUGAAGAGCUUUUUUUAAAUAGAAAUUUGUUUGCAAAGAGGAUCUGCUAACUACAGUAGGUACCAGUUGUUUAUCAUAAAAGCUCAAGAAUUCAGUCGGAUUCACAUGAUGGCCCCCAUUAACAUAGCUUUUUAAAUCAUCUAUCAAAUGUAGAUCUUUACUUUGACUAAAACUAACACAUUACUUUCCCUUGAUCCAGAAUUUUCAGGUCUAAUUAGAUGCCUAUAGUUGUUAUCCUGCUAGAAGAUAAACCUCUGACCCAGCCAACAGUGCUUUCCAGCCUCCAACAUAUUAAGCUGCCCUAUAUUUUGCGCCUCUGCCCUUCUAAUAUCUCUAAUCACUGUCACUGCUGAAGAAACAUUCCCACAUCAUGAUGCUGCCACCUGCCCCUUUACACGGUUAGCAUGUGCUCAGUGUAAAGCACUGUGUUGGUUUUCCAUCUGCAAUAUUUUUUUCCAUAUAGACCAGGUAAUUUCACAUCUCAAAUGAACCUUCAUUCAUGUUGACCAUGUUGACCUUUAACAUGUCUUCUGGAAAGGCCCAAAUAUUCAUAUGUUUUGGGGAAUGAUCUAUAAUGUAAUCUGUCUUACUCAUGUAAAUU